CUGCUCGGCAAGCUCGGCUCAAGUUAUCAAAGAAACUCACUGAUGCUGGUUCUGGGAGUUUUAUCCUUCGCUGCACCACCACCACUUCACAACGUUCCGGAAGUCCUCAGCUGGCCGAAAUGCGAUUAUUCUGGAACUGGCGUGCUCGUUUGUAGAAGUAGUUAGUGAUUUAGGAGUCUAAUCGAGGAGCCCGCUUUUGAUGCCCCUCGGAGGCAACUCAUUGCCUUCUACCACACAUUCCGCGUCACUUCGCUUAGUAGUGCAGCCACUUAAGUAAUUCGCGUUACUGAGUUGUUCGUCGCGGCGUUUUGUUCAGCCUAACCAGCCGCGGUAAUUUAUAUAUUCUUAUCAACUAGGUCGUACAUAGAGCAGGCGCGUGCGCGUGACGUGUCCAGCCAGGCUGCGUGACGUGUGCGCGUGACUUGUGCGCGUUACGUGUGCGCGAGAGUUGUGCGCGUGAUAUUUGCGAGACUCUGAAACGACAAUGGGUGCACCCAAUGGUGCCAGCUCCCCGUCGCCUUCCUCCGGUUCGGCGGCCAUGCUGCAAGCAUCCGUGGUUCAGGGCCGGCACUUGCAGCUUCCAGGCGACGCGCAGGAAAAAGGCGGAGCCACGGUGUCGCUUUCCCACGGAGCGAACCAGGUGACGACAGCAGCGAAGACGGGAGCCGCCCCAAAGUGGCUCCAAGAUUUCAAGAUUCCGCUGAAUUCCUCAACGGGCGACGUCAUUCUCAAGAUCGCAGUGAGCUCUCCUGACACAGGCGACAAGGUGCUGGCCACAUGUGACGUGGACUUGACUGAUCAGCUGAAGGGCGGCACAGUGGUGCGCUGGUAUCAAAUCAAGGAUGCGGACGGCGCCGGGGUCGGCGAGGUUUGUCUUGUUCUGCGGAUCCUGAAGCCCACUCAAACCACCCAAACCACUCAAAUUACCCAAACCACCCAAACCACUCAAACCACCCAAACAUCACUAUCCACUAAACCGUCUCACCUCUCUCAACCGACACAAACUGAAACGGAGAUGCCUGUUGACAGUGUUACUAUAACGGAGACGUCUGACGAUGGUGCCAUUCCUGGUGCUCCUGUUACUGCUGUGGUUCCGAAAUCCGCAGCUGCUGUUACAGCUGCUCCUUCCGCCUUCGCAGCUGCUUUUGCUGCUUUUGCAGCUGACGCUUCUGCUGCUGCUUCACCUGAUUCUGUGGCUGAUAGUGCUGAUGGUGCUGCUGAUGGUGUUGCCGCAUCAGCAGCAGCCCCACCACUAAAGCCAACAGCAACGGCAACAACAGCCGUAGACGCAUCAGCAGCACCAGCAGACGCACCACCGCCAGCAGACGCACCACCGCCAGCAGACGCAGCAGCUGCAAGGACGAGUAUAGGCACCUCGUUGCCGGGUCAUCUAGAGAGGCGUAGCAACAUCGCGAACGGGAGAGCAACCGAGCACAGCACAGGCGGCACACUUGGCUUGUCUAAAUCCGGCCCUCUCGGCCUAACCGGCGAACCCAUGGGUGCAGCAGAGUCGCCAAGUGGGGAAUCCGAUCCUGCCUCACCCAGGAGUGAGGAGGGGUCCCGAACAGGUGCUUUAUCCAGUGCUACAAAGACUCAAACGGCAGGGCGUCUAGAGAAGCGCCCCAACAUCCAGAGCGGGAGAGCAGCACUUAGCGAGUCUAAAUCCGGCCCUCUCAGCCUAACAGGCGAGCCACCCACUGGUACUGCAGAAUCGCCAGGCGAUGGGGUAUCCUAUGCCUCCCCGCAGAAGGCAGGUUCCCCGGGUGAUUCGGAUAAGAGUAAGCAUUCCUGGUCUGGGUCAAGGUCCGACAGGUCUUUGGGUUCCUCCGUGACCUCCCUGUUUCAAGCCUUCAGCAGCGGCGGCAAGAAGAGCAGCAGCGGCAGCAGCAGCAGUAUCAGUGCUACUGGUGAGGGCAGCAGCAGCAGCAGCAUCAGUGCCACCAGCAGCGGCAGCAGCAGCUUCGGCAGUGGGGAAAGCGGGCAAACGGAGGCUCAGAAGAGCCUUCGCAAAGUCAUGUCUAUCAAGCUGGUCCAGAAAGACCUGCUGCGGCAAGUAGGCAGCGGGAAAGGAGUGGUCACAAGGCUCAGUGGGGGUAUUGGAGGGGGCAUAGGGGCAUUCAGAGCAUCACAAGGGAGGGCGUUGACCAGAACGGAGGUAUUCCACGAGGGGGGGUCGGCUAGAGGUAUAGGGGGGGAGGUAGGGGGGUCGGCUAGAGGGAUAGGAGGGGAGGUAGGGGGGUCGGCUAGAGGGAUAGGAGGGGAGGUAGGGGGGUCAGCUAGAGGGGUAGGAGGGGAGGUAGGGGGACAAGGGGGAUCAGCAAGAGCGGCGGGAGGGGCAGCAGGGAUCGGAUUGUUCGGAUCUGGCAGUCCUCAGGAGCAGGAGCAGGGGCAGGGGCAGGAGCAGAGGAUGGAGCCUGAGAGCCCAAGCACUCUGCCCAGCCUUCGGCCUGCACCUGCCACACCGCCCGUUGCACAGAGGAAGAAGAUCAGCUUUUAUCUUGACGCUGGGGGGCCGGUUUUGUCCCCGGUGUUAGAGCCAGACGGUCCGGAAGAGAGCUCUACUAGCUCGGGGCUGGAUCUGGGGGGAGGGGCUAGCGAUGCUGCUGAUGCUGCAGCAGCAGAGGCAGCAGCAAAAGCAGAGGCUGCAGUAGCGGCAGAGGCAGCAACGGCAGCAGAGGCUGUAGCAGCGGUAGAGGCAGCAGCAGCAGCAGAGGCUGUAGCAGCAGCAGAGGCAGCAGCAGCAGCAGAGGCUGCAGCAGCAAAGGCAGAGGCUGCGGGAAAAGCAGAGGCUGCAGUAGCUGCAGAGGCAGCAGCAGCAGCAGAGGCUGCAGCAGCAGCAGAGGCUGUAGCAGCGGUAGAGGCAGCAGCAGCAGCAGAGGCUGUAGCAGCAGCAGAGGCAGCAUCAACAGCAGAGGCUGCAGCAGCAAUGACAGAGGCUGCUGCGGGAAAAGCAGAGGCUGCAGCAGCGGCAGAGGUAGCAGCAGCAACAGAGGCAGCAGCAGCAGCAGAGGCAGCAGCGACAGCAGAGGCUGCAGCAGCAGCAGAGGCUGUAUCAACGGUAGAGGCAGCAGCAGCAGCAGAGGCUGUAGCAACAAAGGCAGAGGCUGCGGCAAAAGCAGAGGCUGCAGCAGCAGCAGAGGUAGCGGCAGCAACAGAGGCAGCAAAGGAAGCAGCGGUGGCAGAGGUAGCGGAGGCUGCAGCAGCAGCAGAGGCAGCAGCAGCAGGAGAGGCAGCAGCAUUGGCAGAGGCUGCAGCAGCGGCAGAGGCAGCAGCAGCAGCAGUGACAGCAGCAGCGGCGGCAGAGGCUGCAGCAAAAGCAGAAUCUGCGGCAGCAGCAGAGGCAGCAGAGGCAGCAACAGCAGCAGAGGUAGCAGCAGUGGCCGAAGCAGGAGAGGCAGCAGCAGCGGCAGAGGCAGCAGAAGCUGCAGCAGCAGCAGCAUCUGAGGCUGGAGCAGCGGCAGAGGCAGUGGCGGCAGCAGAAGCAGUGGCAGCGGCGGAGGUAGCGGCAGCAGCAGAGGCUGCCGCAAGGGCAGAGGCUGCAGCAGCAAUGGCAGAGGCUGCUUCAAAAGCAGAGGCUGCAGCAGCAACAGAGGCAGCAAAGGAAGCAGCGGCGGUAGAGGUUGCAGAGGCUGCAGCAGCAGCAAAGGCUGAAGCAGCUGAAGCAGAAGCCGCAGCAGCAGCAGAGGAAGCAGUAGCAGGAGAGGCAGCAACAUCGGCAGAGGCUGCAGCAGCAACAGUUGCGGCAGCAGCAGCAGAGGUAGCAGCGUCUGCAGCAGCAGCAAAGGCUGGAGCAGCAGAAGUAGAAGCUGCAGCAGCAGCAGAGGCUGCAGCAAUGGCAGAGGAUGCAGCAGCGGCAGAGGCAGCAGAAGUAGCAGAGACAGAAGCAGCAGCAAUGGCAGCAGCAGCAGCAGAGGCUGCAGCAGCGGCUGAAGCUGAGGCAGCGGCAGUGUCUGCAGCAAAAUCAGAAGCAGAGGCAGCAGCAGAGGCAGCAACAGCAGCGGAGGCAGCAACAGUGGCAGCAGAGGCCGCAGCAACAGCAGCAUCCGAGGCUGCAGAAGCGGAGGCAGAAGCUGCAGCCGCAGAAGAGGAUGCAUCAGCAGCAGAGGCAGCAGCAAUGGCAGAGGCAGCAGCAGCGGCAGAGGCAGCAGCAGCGGCAGAGGCAGCAGCAGCAGCAGCAGAGGCAGCAGCAGCAGCAGAGGCUGCAUCAGCAGCAGCUGCAGCACAAGCAGAGUCGGCAGCUGCAGCAGAGGCAGCAGAGGUAGCGGCGGCGGCAGAGGCAGCCGAGACAUCAACAGCUGCAGAGGCUGCAACAGCAGCAGAGGCAGCAGAUGCAGCAGAGACAGCAGCAGCAGCAGAGGCAUCAGAGGCAGCAGCAGCGGCAGAGGCAGCAGCAGCAGCAGAAGCAGCAGAGGCAGCAGAGGCAGCUGCAGCGGCAGAAGCAGCAGAAGCAGCGGCUGGGGCAGCAGAGGCAGCAGCGGCAGCAGAAGCAGCAGCAGCAGAGGCUGGUGCUGCAGCAAAAGCAGACGCUGCAGCAGAAGCAGGGGCAGCUGCAGCAGAGGCGUCAGCAGAAGCAGAAACCGAGGCAGCAACAGCAACAGAGGCUUCAGCAGCAGCAGAGAUUGCAGCAGCAGCAGAGGUUGCAGCAGCAGCGCCCGCAGCACAGGCACAAGCAGCUGAAGCGGCUGCAGCAGAAGCAGCAGAGGCUUCAGCUAAUGCUGUGGCUGCAGCAGCAGCAGAGGCAGCAGCAGCAGCAGCAGAGGCAGCAACAGCAGCAGCAGAGGCUGCAGCAGCAGCAGAGGCAGCGGCAGCAGCUGUGGCUGCAGCAGCAGCACAGGCAGCAGCAGCAGCAGAUGCAGCAGCAGAGUCAGAGGCUGCAGCAGCAGCAGAGGUAGCAGCAGUGGCAGAGGUAACAGCAGCAGCAGAGGCGGCAGCAGUGGCAGAGGCCGCAGCAGCAGCAGAGGCGGCAGCCGUGGCAGAAGCAGCAGCAGCAGCAGAGGCAGCAGCAGCGGCAGAGGCAGCAGUCGCAGCAGAGGCAGCACUAGCAGCAGAAGCAGAUGCUGCAGUAGCAGCAAAGGCGGAAGCAGCAGCAGAGUCAGCAGGAGCUGCAGAGGCCGCAGCAGCAGCAGCAGCAGCAGCAGAGGCUGCAGCAAUAGCAGAGACUGCAGAAGCAGAGUCAGCAGGAGCUGCGGAGGCAGCAGCAGCGGCAGAAGCUGCAGCAGCUGAAGCAGAGGCAGCACUAGCAGCAGAAGCAGAUGCUGCAGCAGCAGCAAUGGCGGCAGCAGCAGCAGAGUCAGCAGGAGCUUAUGAGGCAGCAGCAGCGGCAGAAGCUGCAGCAGCUCAAGCAGAGGCAGCAGCAGCUGCAGUGGCUUCUGCAGCAGCAGAGGCAGCAGCAGAAGCUACAGCAGCAGCUGAGGUAGCAGCAGCAGCAGAGGCGGCCGCAGCAGCAGCAGCAGCGGCGGCAGAGGCAACAGCAGCAGCAGAGGCUGCAGCAGCGGCAGAGGCAGCAGCAGCAGCAGAGGCAGCAGCAGCAGCAGCAGCAGAGGGAGCAGCAAUAUCAGAGGCAGCAGCAGCAACAUCAGAGGGAGCAGCAGCAACAUCAGAGGCAGCAACAUCAGUGGCAGCAGCAGCAACAUCAGAGGCAGCAGCAGCAACAUCAGAGGCAGCAGCAGCAGUAACUGCUGACAAUACCACUGCUGCGGAGGAUGUCAUUGCGACUGCUGGUGCUGCCACGAAUGGCACUUAUGCUUCUUCUUCUGCAGCAGCAGCAGCAGCAGCAGCCACGUCAGAGCCUGCUCCUGAACCCCCAACACCAGCAGCAGUUGGCCUCACGCCUGAGCGUGUUCGAGCGAAAUCAGGCCCGUUAGACAAGCUGGGUAUUCCCAAGAGCUGGAGCGGAACCGGGCUGAGCACUCGAAGCACAAGUAGCAUGUCCAAGUCUGGCCCUCUCAGCCUAACAGGCGAGCCCUUAAGUGGAGCAGUGUCGCCAGGUGGGUUGUCUGACGCCUCACCACGGAGCGAAGCAUCCCCACGCGGUGGUGGUUCCAGCUAUUUCAGAAGUAAAGGAUCACGGACAGGGUCAGUGUCAGUGUCAGGGUCGGCGUCGGGGUCCGUGUCAGGGUCAGUUUCAGGGUCAGUGUCAGGGUCGGUGUCAGGGACUGGGAAAGGGUCGGAGAAGUCAGGCAAGACUGUGUCAUCUACCAUGUCCUCUAUGCUCCGGUCGAUGUCUCUCACCCCCUCGCGCAAGCGAGCAGGUGCAGGACCAAUGAGUGCAGGUACAGGACCAAUGAGUGCAGGCGGAUUGUUUGGGUUCAGCAGAGGGCAGCGGCAGGGUAAGCGGCAGGAGCAGGAGCAGGAGCAGGAGCAGGGGCAGGAGCAGGAGCAGGAGCUGGAGCAUUGGCAGGAGCCUGAGAGCCCAAGCAGUCUGCCUAGCCCGAGAUCGGCACCUACGACGCCGGCCGGACACAGGAAGAGACUCAGCUUCUUCUUUGACAUUGGGCGGCCUGUUUUGUCCCCAGUGAUCGAGCCAGACCGCCCGGAGGAGAGCUUGGCUAGCUCGGGGUUGGAACUUGGGGAAGGGGAAGGGGGAGGGGGAGGGGGGAGGGGAGGGGCAAGGGGAGGCGGGGAGGGAGGGGAAGGGGAAGGGGCAAGGGGAGGCGGGGAGGGAGGGGAAGGGGAAGGGGCAAGGGGAGGCGGGGAGGGAGGGGAAGGGGAAGGGGCAAGGGGAGGCGGGGAGGGAGAGGGAGGGGAAGGGGCUAGCAAUUCUGCUGGUGCUGAUGGUGUUGGUGAUGGUGCUGGUGCUGGUGCUGGUGCUGGUGCUGGUGCUGGUGCCGGUUCUGGUUCUGGUGCUGCUGCUGGUGCUGCUGGCGCUGGUGCUAGUGCUGGUGCUGAUGCUGGUGCUGGUGCGAGUGCUGGUGCUGGCGCUGGUGCUGAUGGUGCUGGUUUUGGUGCUGGUGCCAGUGCCGGUUCUGGUUCUGGUGCUGCUGCUGGUGCUGCUGGCGCUAAUGCUGGUGCUGGUGCUGGUGCUGGUUCUGGUGCUGGUGCUGAUGCUGGUGCCGGUGCUGGUGCUACUGCCGGUGCUGGUGCUACUGCUGGUGCGGGUGCUGGUGCGGGUGCUGGUGCGGGUGCUGGUGCGGGUGCUGGUGCGGGUGCUGGUGCUGCUGGUGGUGGUGAAUCUGAGUCUGGUGAUGGUUCGGUUGCUGCUGGUGCUGAGUCAGCAGCAGAAGCAGCAGCAAAGGCUGCAGCAAAAGCAGAGGUUGCAGCAGCAGCAGAGGCUGAAGCCGCAAAAGCAGAAGCUGCAGCAGCAGCAGAGGCAGCAGCAGCGUCAGAGGCAACUGCAGCAGAAUCUACAGAAGCAGCAGCAGGAGCAGCAGUGGAAGAGGCUGUAUCAAGAGCAGAGGCUGCUGCAGCAGCAAUAGAGGCUAAAGUGGCAGGAGCAGAAGCUGCAGCAGCAGCAGACACAGCAGCAGCAGCAGAGGCAGUGGCAGCAGCGGCAGAGUCAGCAGCAGCUGGAGAAGAAGAUGCAGCAGCAGUAGCUGAGGCAGCAGAGGCAGCUGCAGCAGCAGAGGCAGAAGCAGCAGCAGAGGCGGCAGCAGCAGCGGAGGCUGCAGCUGCAGCAUACACAGCAGCAGCAGCAGACUUAGCAGCAGCAUCAGCGGCAGCAGUAGCAUCAGCACACGCAACAGCAGCAGAGGCAGCAGAGGCAGCAGCAGCGGCAGAGGCAGCAGCAUCAGCGGAGGCUGCAGCAGUAGCAUCAGCACACGCAACAGCAGCAGAGGCAGCAGAGGCAGCAGCAACGGCAGAGGCAGCAGCAUCAGCGGAGGCUGCAGCAGCAGCAAAAGCAGAAGCAGAAGCAGCAACAGCAGCAGCAGAGGCAGCAGCAGCAAAAGUACAAGCAGAGGCAGCAGCAGUAGCAAAAGCAGAAGCAGAGGCAGCAGCAGCAGCACAGUUAGAAGCAGAGGCAGCAGCAGCAGCAAGAGCAGAAGCAGCAAAAGCAGAAGCAGAGGCAGCAGCAGCAGCAAAAGAAGAAGCAGAGUCAACAGCAGUAGCAAAAGCAGAAGCAGAGGCGGCAGCAGCAGCAAAGGCAGCAGCACUGUUGGCAUUGACUGUGCCACGUACGCACUCUCUCACUCGCCCUCACACACGGCUCCAUCCCAUCGUUAGAACACCUAGUGGAAGGAAGCAGGGGGGAGGAGGGAGAGGAGGGAGAAGAGGAGGGAGAGGAGGAGGGGGGGGGGGGGAGGAGGGCUGUUUGGGGGAGCCGGGCGGGCUGUGAUAGCUGUUGCAGGGGGGCUGUUUCUGCUGGCGGUUGGCGCGACGAUUGGGAAUUCACGCAGGCAGAACAGACAGAGAAGCCCCAUGUAUUAUGAGGUGCAAUCCGGCGACACGGUGUGCUCCAUAGCCAAUCGCCACUGCGUGCAUCCCGACGCUCUGAUCGAUGCAAACGAGGAAGGCACGCUACAAGACCCUGAUGUGAUAUGGCCUGGCGAUUUGAUCCUAAUUCCGGCGUGAAAAACCUGUUUGGCUUAGGGGACUAUUCCCCACUGCCUGCAUCCCGACACAAAUGAGGGAGGGUUGUCAUCAGGCCCGUAAGUUGGCUUUCCAGCUGACCUGAUUCCCGUUCCAGAGUGGAAAACACGUGGCCUCCUUCCGGUGCCUACUUUCCAGGCGCCGAAAGAAUAGGCUGCUUUUUGGUGCUCAUGCUGAGUCGGUACAGUCCUCGCAGCACCAAAACACUGCUUGAUGAGUGUUUAUUAUAAAGAUUAGAUAUGGGU
This is a messenger RNA of Closterium sp. NIES-67, 8771 nucleotides long. Lineage: Eukaryota; Viridiplantae; Streptophyta; Zygnematophyceae; Desmidiales; Closteriaceae. The record is from the annotation of a GenBank genome assembly.